UCGAACUUUCAUUCGACGAUUUCUCUGAAAUUAUCGUCUCAACUCUGCACUUCUUACAUCCUGUCCAGAGUUAAAGACCCAAAGUUAAAAGUCACAGCGAGAAAACUGACUUCCAUCAUGGAAAAUAGUAAUAUUCCGAGCCACCUGUUGGACCAUACCUACAACAAAGUUAUUAGAGUCUCAGCACGCCUGGCACAGGCUACAAAGAGAGCAGCAGCCUGCAGAGACUGCUCCUGCUGCAGAGACAACCAGCACUCUGAAGCUCCUGCAAACCCACCCAAAAAAAGGAGGCGCACCUCUGCUGCUCAGCCUUCAACACCUCCUGCUGAUACUCCAGCUUCAUCUAAUCAGGUCCUGAAGCCUCGCGCUCCAAUUUCACCUGCUGACUUACCUUUGGUCUCUUCUGUGCCCUCUAGCCCCCAGCCCACUGCUCCACCUCUCCCAGACGAGCCCCUGAUGAUAUGCGGCCUCCCCGUGGAAGAGUACCAACAGCUCUACCAUGAAGUUGUCGACGACAUGCUGAGGUUCACGAAUAGCCGGCAGCGUCCAUAUACUUUGGCCCUGGGUCGCCGCAUCAAGCAGAAGCUGUGGGAGAGGCUGAACCGUCCGACCUUCACCGAGACAGUGGACGCAGACGGCCGGGUGCAUGUGGACACAUCAUACGGGGUUGGUGACCACCCUCCCCAGUAUGAUGUGGACACAUCAGAAGAACCGGGGCCCACUCCACCCUCCGUCCUCCAAUUCACAUACAAACUCAGCCCGUCACAACCUACAGCCUCUGAAGUGCUCUGCUCCACCUUCCACCCGCAGCCUCUGCCAGAUACCUGCAGCCGGGGCCUCCACCUGCAGGAUCUGGCAGACUACUGCCUUAUGACCUACCCCCGCAGCCUCUGCCAGAUCCUGCAGCCGGUGCCUCCACCUGCAGGAUCUGGCAGACUGCUGCCUUAUGACCUCCCCCCGCAGCCUCUGCCAGAUCCUGCAGCCGGCGCCUCCACCUGCAGCCAGACACCUGCAGCCGGGGUCUCCACCUGCAGGAUCUGGCAGACUGCUGCCUUAUGA
Centropristis striata (black sea bass) is the source of this 1059-nucleotide messenger RNA. RefSeq lists its product as uncharacterized. NCBI's taxonomy places the organism in Eukaryota, Metazoa, Chordata, Actinopteri, Perciformes, Serranidae. The coding region runs from base 118 to 1059 and encodes 313 amino acids. The record is from RefSeq and is a predicted model, not a curated record. The transcript is spliced from 5 exons.